AUGGACGUAGGAUUUAACAAGCACCCCGCAUCACCCCGCAACGUCUCUUUCAGCCGUGACCCACCUGGGAGGGCUCGAGCGCAGCGCAAAAAGUUAAGCUUUAAAUCAGUAGUACAAGAUGAAUCGGGCUCUACUCUGGGAACCGCAGACAUCAUGUUGAUUGUACGCUGCUUCCUGCUUGCAAUCGCACUAGCGUGCCCCUUGGCAUCUGCUGUUCCAACUGCAUCCGUCUUGGCCGAGAAUCAAAUCUUGAAGAUGCUUAAGGACCUUGGCCAAGAUGUUCAGCGAUACUCUGCAGUUAUUAAGACGAACGCUGUGGCACAGAAUGCGCUGUCACCCGAGGACGGAAAUAGUGACUCGAUAAAUGCAACGCGCGAUGCGCUCAACGGCAUCAUAGCUUCGAUCCUUGAAACCACCAAGUCUCUCGAGUCGACUGUUGCCGAAAACGGCAGUACUUUCCUGAAGUCGCCCACUACAGCAUUUGACGUCGGUGUAGCUCUUCGCAACAUGGUUGUCGAGCUUGGCUCGAUGUCUACCACGGUAUCUGGCAUCUCUACUGCCCCUGGAUCCUUCGAAGAUAUACUUCAUGUCGUAUUUAGCGCUUUGCUUGCAUUGGUGAACGUUGUCGGUGGAUUAUUAGUUGGAAUCCCAGGCAUCGAACCAUUACUGAGAGCUAUUGCAGCACUUGUCAGUCUUUUUCCCUAG
Akanthomyces muscarius is the source of this 705-nucleotide messenger RNA. RefSeq lists its product as uncharacterized. The coding region runs from base 1 to 705 and encodes 234 amino acids. The record is from RefSeq and is a predicted model, not a curated record. The transcript is spliced from 7 exons. NCBI's taxonomy places the organism in Eukaryota, Fungi, Ascomycota, Sordariomycetes, Hypocreales, Cordycipitaceae.